UCAUGGACUUCUACUACCACGAGCCGACGUGCGUAGAGGAGUGGACCGACGGCGACCCACGCCCUGCGUUUGUGAAGAAUGUGCACUACAUGUACUUUGCACUGAUCUUAUUCUGGCUAACCAUCAUCACAGCAGUCAUCAUCAGCCUGAUGACAGCACCACUGCCAGAGAAACACUUGGUGAGAACAACGUACUGGACUCGAAAUGACCCUCAUGAAGUUGAGGACAAAGACCAUGUUGAUGAGACAGCAGGAAUUCAUGAUGAUGAGCAGAGAGAAAUUGAGAUCCCAUUGCAGGAAAAGAACAAAGAUGAAAGUACACGGGUGGACGGAAAAACAGAAUUACAAGUGGAGCAUCAUGUGGCGACUUACACAUUUC
Messenger RNA from Priapulus caudatus, 378 nucleotides. RefSeq names its product sodium/glucose cotransporter 4-like. The annotation marks the transcript as partial. The transcript has 3 exons. Gene Ontology annotation, cellular component: plasma membrane. Gene Ontology annotation, molecular function: D-glucose:sodium symporter activity. NCBI's taxonomy places the organism in Eukaryota, Metazoa, Priapulida, Priapulimorpha, Priapulimorphida, Priapulidae. The record is from RefSeq and is a predicted model, not a curated record.